AGACGAAGAAAGGUGAAAAGAAAGAGACGAAGAAAGGCGAAAAGAAAGAGACGAAGAAAAGCGAUAAGGAAGAGACGAAGAAAAGCGAUAAGGAAGAGACAGAGAAGAAAGUAGAAAAGCUGAAGAAAGUUCGUAUUGCAAGGAAGAAAAUGACAGGCGACAAAUUGAAAGAUGUGAAAGCAGCGGCUGGUAACGUUGAUGAUGGAAAUAAAGUCGAAGAAGCGAUCGAAAAGAAUACCUCGGUGGAAGGGUAUCACGGAAACGUUGAAAAAGCUUCGACCGAACCCGGUGUAUCUACCAGUGAAGGAUCAUAUCAGAAAGGAUUAGAGGAAUUAUCGGUGACUUGUCAAGAAGAUACCUCGAAGUACGCAGAAUCGACCGGCGCUGAAAAGAAAAUUAUCAAGGAACUCGACAAGGAAGAUAUAAAGGCGAAUACGGAAAAAAUAAAUGAACGUGUGUCGAAAGAAAUGAAUUUUCCUAUUGAAGGUACCUCCUCGAAGAACGAAGAAGAACGUGUCGAAACGAGGAAUAACGAAGGGUCCGAGGAGUCAUCGCAAAAAUCUCGGUCAAACGAGAAUGUAAAUGUUUCCUCUUUAAUUAGGGAAAAGCAAGAAUUCAGCUGUAAUCAGAAGAGUCGUAACGUUCAAGAAUACGAUCUCAAUAUCCAACUCGAUUCGAGCACUCCAAAGAAAUUGGAUAACGACGACGAUAAGAUUCAACUAAAAAAAGAACCCAAGGAAGAGUCUCUCCUUCAUGUAAUUUAUUAUCCCAUUGAUGAAGAUAAAGAUAAGGAUGUAGAUUCGGAAAAGAAAUUGGAUAAACAGUUGCUAGUAAUAAAUGAUGAAGAAGUUUCAAAUUCGACAGAUUCGGUGAAAUCGGUAAUCGUGAAGCCGAGAAAAAUUAUUAAAUUGCCCGAGAUCGGUGAGCCCGGUCCUGCGACGGAAAACGCUAAAGAAACAGUUAAAAAAUCAAAAUGUAAAAAACAUGCCGACAAAUCGUUGGAGCAACAAAGAAAACGCAAACAUAAGCAAAUGAAGAAGAAAGAGAUAAUGAAACGUGAAAAAAAAAUUAGAAAUACCAUAGAAAAAUUAAAAGGUCAAAUAAAUAAGCUGAUAAAAGAUAUAAAAUAUCUCGGAGAAAGUGAAUCUUCCUCUUCUUCUAUCGAUGACAAUUCCGAAAAGGAUUCAUUGAGCUCCUCUUACAACUACAUUUCCGGAGGAGAGGCAUCCAGCGUCGAUUACGAUUACUCUUACGAAGAAUCAUUGUACAGUUUAUUCUCGAGUGAUAGUGAAAAAUCUCUCGAGAAUUGUUCCGAUACAUCCUACAUGUCAUCAGAAUCUGAAUCUACAGAGAGCAUCACAGAUUCGGAGUAUACGAUUUGCACCAGUUCAAAUCAAAACGAUUCUACGAGUAAUUAUACGAGCUACGAUUUUUAAUCCUUUCGAAUACUCUUAUGAAAAUUAAUCUAAAAAUAUACAAUCAUUUUUACUUGGAUUUUUAAUAACAGUGACAUACGAUAUAUUUAUGCUCGCGUUAAAUGCCUUAUCUUAUUGCUAUUAUAUAUAUAUAUAUGUACAAAUAAUGAAUUUUUAGCUUUGAACGAUUAGACUAUUGUCAAAGUUACUGUAAGUUCCUGUUAGC
This is a messenger RNA of Vespa velutina, 1641 nucleotides long. RefSeq names its product stress response protein NST1-like. The transcript has 3 exons. The record is from RefSeq and is a predicted model, not a curated record. The coding region runs from base 150 to 1436 and encodes 428 amino acids. Lineage: Eukaryota; Metazoa; Arthropoda; Insecta; Hymenoptera; Vespidae.